This is a messenger RNA of Aspergillus calidoustus, 1038 nucleotides long. Lineage: Eukaryota; Fungi; Ascomycota; Eurotiomycetes; Eurotiales; Aspergillaceae. The record is from the annotation of a GenBank genome assembly.
AUGGGCGAACGGGUCGAUGCUGGCGUGCAAGUUCCUCGGAAAACCGCAGCCUCUAUGAUCUGCCCCAAUUCCCCAGAGCCAAGUGGCGCAGGCAGUCAUACUUCGGCACAGCCUAUGCGCUCAUGGCGAGAUUGCACUCGGUGUGCUUUUUUUUGCCCCAUUUAUCAGGGUACACUUUUCCCUAUCACGAUAUGGGUGAUUCUCUCCUUCUUAGGCUCGAUUGAAACAGAGGGACCAUUUGGCUUUCAAUUUUUUGAGACCCAAAAUCUUGACCUCAACACUCACCAAGAUGCCCCAUCUUUGCCUAACCCUCCAUGUUUUCACCAACCAUAUCGAGAUCGAUACGCAUCAAUUUCGAGCGAGGACACGCAAAUCCUGCAACCCGAACCAAAACGACCUCGCCGCAACGUAUUCCAUCCUUCAGACCCUAGCCCCGUAGACUUCGCCUACGUGAGCUCUCCAGAGUCAGCCGUACCAAGUCACCAAAUCCUACCUAGCCAGCGCGACACACAUACUCCCGGUCUCACCUCGCCCUCUCCAACCACUCACGAUCCGCAACCACCAUCCCACUCCCUAUCAUGGGGCUCCGACCCUUCCUUCGGCCCUGAGGGAUACUCUCCACAUCCGGAUACACCUACGCACGACGCAAUGGAGAAUAACUUGACAGAGCUAUACAUGAGUUGGGUCGAUUUCUCAGUUGAGGAGCCGCAAGAUGCAACGGAGGCAGAACGUGCCCAGCCGGAGCUUGAUAAUGUCGGUGGCAGGCGGAGGAGCUUCAGAGAGGAGCGGGGAGACGGUGCAAGGCCGUCAUCCAGGCGAAGGCUGCAGCAUAUCCUCUCUGAGCGGAAUCGGCGGACACAGCAAAGCAAGCUGUAUGACGAGAUAUGUGCGCUUGUGCCGGGUGUUUGUCCGAAGCGGCGGAGAAAGAGUGAGGUGCUGAUGCGGGCAGCGGAGUGGUUGGGAGAGUUGACAGAAGGGAAUCGGAGGUUGAUGGAGCAAUUAGAAUAUCUAAAGGAGGAUGAGAGUGAGAGGAUGUAA